AUGAAAUCCAGGCGAGACACAUGGAUAAGCCUGCUGAACCCUGGCCUGGAAAUAAACAAUGCUUUCUAUGCGGAAAGAGAGGCGCUGUACAGGGAGUAUGUUUCCGACCUGCACACGCCCGUGCCUGUUGCAGAAUUGAUAGAUAAAGACAUUCGCCGAACAAAAAUCACGCCAGUCUGCGGGAUGUAUUCGGACUAUCUGGAGAGCGUGCGGCACGGCGAGCCUGUCAAAAAUGCUUUGGCCAGGAUUUUGCAGGUCUAUGUGCACACAAACAAGUCCAUUGGAUACGUGCAGGGAAUGAACAUUGUCUGUGCAAUUAUGUACUAUGUGCUCUCGCGGGACGACCUGCCAUACAGCGAGUCCGCCACAUACUUCUGUUUUUUCAACCUCAUGGCAGACAUUGGCGACCUUUUCACGGAAAAAAUGGACAAGACUGAAACUGGGCUAUUUGGGCAGCAAAAGAUGGUGCUGCGCCUGCUUAAAAAGAAGGACCCAAAGCUGCAUGCUAGAGUGCUGCAAAAAGACCUUUUCAACAGGAGCGCCUUCCAUGUCAGGUGGAUGGUGCUUCUGUUCUCUGCCGAGUUCACGCUUGGAGAAACCAUGCUGGUGUGGGACCGGUUCUUUGAGGAAACCCCGAAGGGGGUGAUGAUUCCAUACUUCUGCGCGUCCUUGCUGCUUCUUCUUCGAGAGCGCAUCCUGAAAGAUGAUGAAAUGGAGGUUCUAACCACGCUAGAAGUGGUGAAGGUCAGCCCCCGCCUGGCGCUGGACACUGCAGAAAGGCUUCUUAAGGAGACUCCAUACAGCGUCUUGGCCCCGCACUCUGCUGCAAGAACACGGGCAGCACACCGCCAGGCCUGA
Molecule: messenger RNA, 858 nt
Organism: Nematocida major
Lineage: Eukaryota; Fungi; Microsporidia
Product: TBC1 domain family member 13
Exons: 1
Coding region: 1-858 (285 amino acids)
Biological process (GO): intracellular protein transport; activation of GTPase activity
Molecular function (GO): GTPase activator activity
Source: RefSeq, a predicted model, not a curated record